GACUUUAAGAAUGGGGUUCCUUGAAACCGUCCAGCUCCAUGUUAGCAUGGCCAAAUUGAUGAACUUCUUCAACGAUACAACUUUUUGAAAUAACUUCUUUUGUUAAAAAAAACCUUUUAAAUCGCUGCUCUUUAACGAAGUUUAUCUGCAAAGCUUCGUUUUAUACAUUUUUUUUUUUAUGUUGCUUCUCAUUUUUAAGCUCAGUAUGCGCGUUUGCAGACAGGGAGUGGCAAAAUAUAAAUACAUCUUUUUGCCAUAAAUCUUUCGAAGUAAGUUCAUUCUGCAGCAUCGUCCUUGCCUUUGAGUGACGGACCCAAUGGACCACUCGCCGUCGAUAAUCACGCAAGUAACCAGAGACGACGAGGAAAAUGCGACUUGUCGUGAGGAAGGUUCCAACGAUGUGUCCCCCUCAAAGAAGCCUCGCAGCAGAGGCCUCCUCCACAGCCUCUUCUGCUGUCUUUGCCACCAAGAAUCAGAACCUCCUCCAGUAAAAAGCAACGCUCCCCUAUUGGUAGAAGAAAAUGGGAGUCUGUCAAAAGUUCCAGCAAAACCGCUGCUCCCACGGGUGAAAUCCAAUGACGCAGGGAAGAUCUGUGUGGUGAUUGAUUUGGAUGAAACACUAGUGCAUAGUUCAUUUAAGCCAGUGAACAACGCUGAUUUUAUCAUUCCAGUGGAAAUUGAUGGAACGGUUCACCAGGUUUACGUGUUAAAGAGACCCCACGUCGACGAAUUCCUCAAGAGGAUGGGCGAAAUGUUCGAGUGCGUUCUGUUCACUGCAAGCUUAUCGAAGUAUGCAGAUCCUGUGUCAGACCUGUUGGACAAAUGGGGGGCCUUCCAGAGUCGCCUCUUCAGGGAGUCGUGUGUUUUCCACAAAGGGAACUACGUCAAAGACCUGAGCCGCUUAGGAAGGGAUCUCAACAAGGUCAUCAUCAUUGACAACUCCCCGGCCUCCUACAUCUUCCAUCCAGACAAUGCAGUUCCUGUUGCGUCCUGGUUUGACGACAUGUCGGACACCGAGCUCCUCGAUCUUAUCCCCUUCUUUGAGAGACUGAGUAAAGUAGACGACAUCUAUGAUUUUCUCCAGCAGCAGAGGACUUCAAGUUAACAGAGGCGGGAUAGUGGGAUAAAAAAAAAAAAAAAAAAAGAUCACCAGCAGCUGUCAUCACGGGGCCACGGAGGCUGGUGGGCCAAAGGCUCCACGCUGCUUCCAACUACAAGGACCACACUGCAAAAAAAAUGCCUGUCAUUAAAUCUCAUAUUCUUCCUCUUUAUUGCACAAGAAGGUAAAAAUAAAUCAUUCGGAGGGGUUUUAUACUUUCACACUGGAAAGUCCAUCAGGAAGUUUUGUUAGUAUAACACUGAAUAUGAGAUUCAAUGACCUCUGUAGAUUUUCUUUUGCAGUGCAGCUAGUGUGUUGUUGUUGUUGUUGUCGUAAUGUGACAGCAGUGACCUAUAUAAGUGUGAUGUAAGCCUAGAUUGUGUGAACGGUCGUUCAACGCCAUUGUACAAAUGAACCACAUCAGUAAUUGUCAUGUCAGUAUCAUGUAGCAUUCGAAGCUCUAACACAGAUCAUAGAGUCAUCGAAUACUUCCCCUUAAAUAGCAUCGACUUCCUUCUGUUAGCCAAACACGGCUGAAUGUGUGUGUAGUCAAAGACAAUCAUUAACUCUAGAGAAAGUGUGUUGGUUGAAUAAUUCCUAUAACAUGUCGUGAUGCAUUUUAAUGAACAUUUUGGAUCUGCACUUAUUAUGCGUCUUUUGGUAAAGUUUUGUCUGCUGGGGUGGAAUCAGACUCCAGAAGCAUGACAGCUCUCGUCUUUCAGAUUGGAAACAAACUGGAAUAGUAAUCAUGGGAAGCCAUAUCCAGUUGUGGAUUUAUUGUAGUCUUUACUAACUACAUUUCAGAUAAUAGAUGAGAUCUAAUCACUAAACUCUGUCAUACUGGACUCUCUUUGUUUUUUUUUUAAAUGUGUUUUGACCCUUUUAUUUGUUGUCUUGUUUCCAGGUCAGUCACAACACAUCAUUAUCUUGUUUCUUUAAAAAAAUCAACCUCAUAUCUGCAAACUCCAACAAAACCUGAAUAAGAGAUGUAAGAAAUUCAGUCUAGAUCUUUGAGAGACUUCUUGUUUUAACUGAUUGCUCCUGAACUGAAUUUUAAUAUACACAGAUUUGCACAUGGAAAAAAAAAGGUUGUACUUGAUUUUUAAGUGUGUCCAAUCAUUUCAUUUUGGUUUUAUAUUAAUCUUUAUUUAAAGUUUUGAUCAGGAGGACGGAGUUGCGUCCAUUCAAACUCCAAGGGAAACCUUCAGUAUUUCUAAACCUUUUUUCUUUCUACAGAUUUUGGGUCUAAAUGACUUCAGUCAAUGAAUCAUUAUUUGUACAGCGCCAAUUCAUAACAAGUGUUAUCUUGAGACGCUUUACAAAAGAGCAUAUGGAUAAUAUGCAGGAAGGAUUUCUCAGUUGCGUUCCUGUUGUCCACACUUCCUUGCCGCUGAGUUGACACUCUGAGCAGGCCGUGCAGGAAUGAGGAACAAAAAGUAAAUUAUUGCUGCCGCCGGCCAUGGAGCAGGCUGCAAUGUUUUACUACUGAGAGGCUCAGAGUGUCUGAAUCAUUAUGGAAUAGAUUCAUACAAAAAAUAUAUAUAUUUUAAAUGAUUAAUUAAAGUAAGUUGCCCUUUUCAAAGCAGAAACUGCUUCUGCUUGGAAAGGGAUCAUAGGGGUCAUCUCUCACCUCUCUCUUUCCUGAAUAUUAUCCAUCUAUCUUACCCACAAGGCAAAAAUGGUCUCAAAUAAUCAUUACAAAUGAUCUCACUUUACCUAGGACAUGUAUCCUUAUUGCCUUUCUCAAUGCUGUCAGAUGCAUUUGAUAAUAUCUGGAGUUUGUCGGUGCCAAACACGAGCUGUUGUGGUGAAAGUACAGGCUGUCCUGUGGCUGCGUACUGAAGCAAUCUGCAACAGCAACGCCUCAACAUCUUUUUACCUUUUGAAUAUUUUAAAACACCUUUAUGAAAACAUAUUAUAUUAUCAUAUAUCGGCCUGGGAUUAAAAAUACUGGAGUUCCCCUUUAAACAUAUCUGAAAGCACACCUUGAUGAAUUCAAUCGUGACAGGUUUUUUCCUCGUUGGAUCCUUUGGUGGAGUCGGAUGUAACAUGCUUAUUAACCUGUUUAUCCAGUUUCAUGGGGGAGACUUGAAGCAGACAUCUUUUAGUGUGUCUCUCUGUAUGUGUGUGUGUGGGGGUUUCAGCGUGAUUGUACCUGUGUGAGUAAUGACAUUGUUUAAUAUUUUAAAAACAAGAUACGUGAAAACCAUAACCUGUCUUUAAAUAAUGAUUUAACUUUUCUUUUUUUUUACUGAAUGCAACACGAGUAUUAACAUUGUGAUUCGAGUUAAGAAACUGGUUCAAACGAGUGAGUUUUUAAAAUUGCUGCUGAUUAAUGAUACGAUUGAUUUAAAAAAAAAAAAAACUACACACAACUAGAGAUAUUUCUACCUUGUGUCAAUAAAGCAUGUUUUAUUGAAACAGA
Molecule: messenger RNA, 3524 nt
Organism: Labrus bergylta (ballan wrasse)
Lineage: Eukaryota; Metazoa; Chordata; Actinopteri; Labriformes; Labridae
Gene: ctdsp1
Product: CTD (carboxy-terminal domain, RNA polymerase II, polypeptide A) small phosphatase 1
Molecular function (GO): RNA polymerase II CTD heptapeptide repeat phosphatase activity
Source: RefSeq, a predicted model, not a curated record